AUGCAACUAUUAUCUCAGGCCGAGCGGAACGUGUUAUAUAAUCAAAAAGCCCGAAAAGUCAGUGAAUCGCAUUACGAAAAUUUUACUCAAAGUGAGGAGAGCAAGAAAUCCGCCAGACGGAGGGAGAUUGAUCGGAAAAACACCGGAUGUGACUCAUCGGAUAAAAAGAAUACUUAUACAUCAGCGCUUGUAUUUUCAACAGAGAACCCAAUCAAAGAGGUGCUGAUAGAGAGUACAGCAGAUCGUAAAAUUUCGAAGCGUUUGAUUUGCCGUUCAAGACUGUGCAAUACUAUCCUCACGGCAGAAAAUAUCAAAUCACGUGCAGCGUUAACUGCAGAACUGGAAAAGAAGUGUCUAUCACGACCGAAGUUUAGCAAUGCGCAAGCUGAAACCAUGGUUACCGUUACCAACGUGGAAGAUAGAAAUGCGGACCGGACAGUUACUGAUAAUGUUCUUUUCCCAAAUAAAAAGCAUAGUAUAGUGUCCAAUGAAUCACCCUGCGUCGUGCGAUUUAUGUACUUGGGUGCAUCGAAAUUUGAUUCGGAGCAAUUAAAGAAAUCCAGUAGCAAAUCUGACUCUCAGCUCUCCCGGAAUCCACGCUCGCAUAUGUUUGAUGGUGAUACCAAAACCGCGCGUUUAAUCACCGUAAUUCAGCAACCCAAUGGAGGAAACACAAUAACAGUUUUCAAGGGCCACCUACAACCCGGAGACAGCGAAGUUGUAAAAGAUCGGCAAACAGCGUCUUCCGAACACUUCUCCAAGUUUGACGAUUUGUCUGCUAAUGUAUUAUCUUCAAAAACCAAUCUAAUGGACACAGAUAGGGAGAAAUCAAUUAGAGCAGACAGUUUAUCAACUGAAUUUAAACCCAUUUGCACCAAUUUGAACCGGCGUAUUGUGAAAUCGACCACAUGGGAAUGCUUCACCCCUGCCAAUGCAGAAAUGCAAAUGAAUUUGGAUCAAGUAGACGAGCGUGUUCCUGAAUGCCAAUCGGGCAAAGUUUUGCAUUAUGGUAUUGAACAAAUGACUGAGGGUCAUUUAUCUCAAGGUCUAAGACCGUUUGCGGAUUCUACGACACACACACCUAUACUUAGCGACGUUGAUAACCAUCGAAGCCCUUCGACAGAGAUCGAACCAUCGAACGAUUGUACUGCAGAGCGUUAUCAAGACGAUUUCGAAGAAGAGCUGGAUGAUAAUGAUGAUGAGGAGGAGGAAGAAGUAAAUUUGUUUCCCGAACAUGAGAUGGAAACGGAAUACCGUAGUUUAGAGCAACAUUUGGAUAUGAAAGAUUCCGGAGAAACUCAUUCCCUGGACAAUCGUUCCAGCAAACGUCGAAAGUUAAGUUGA
Echinostoma caproni is the source of this 1344-nucleotide messenger RNA. The record is from the annotation of a GenBank genome assembly. Lineage: Eukaryota; Metazoa; Platyhelminthes; Trematoda; Plagiorchiida; Echinostomatidae.